ACCAUUAUCUUUUAAUACAAUGUGGUAUGUUCAUAUUACCUUCCUCCUCGGCAAUGCACUGAUGUGGUUCUUCUUCUUAAGAGCUUCGAUAAUGAGUCCAGGUUUCCUUCCUCAAGACACAGAUGAAUAUUUCAAGGUCAUGAGACAGGUGGAUUCUCUUCAUUGUUGGGAAGAGGGUGAACUCUUGUGGAGCAGACUGUGUCACAGAUGCCAUCUUGUGAAGCCUCUCCGAGCAAAACACUGUCAUAUUGUCAACCGCUGUGUGGCUGGCUUUGAUCAUUACUGCCCUUUUAUCUACAACAAUGUGGGAUACAGGAACAGGCCAUAUUUUGUAGGUUUCCUCGCUACUAUGUGCCUGAACUCUCUAGCUGGGAUAAAUCUGUGCUGGAACUGGUUUCAUGUCAUGGGACGUAGCAUUUUCAUUGGGACUGGAUUUCUCUUUCUUUGCAUCAUUGCAGCGAUUUCAGCAAUCAUGACAUCCAUGUGUGUUUAUAUGGCUGCAGUCAACUUAACUACCACAGAGUGUCUGAAACCUGCUAAAUGUACUUAUCUUCUGAACAAUCAAGGACAAUUCUUCAAUCCGUUUGAUAGAGGAAUUAUACUGAACAUCAUGGAAUUCCUCAACGUCAUCAAGCCUCUAACUGAGAAUGGACCGAAAAGAGCGGAGAUGACAUCAGUCUGAGAACAAAGGACUUAUCUGCAAUACCAGGACAUUCAGAUGUAUCUCACUUGCUCCUUUACUAAUGAAACUGUUGGUAUUUGGUGUGAGCCAUUUUGGAGGAUACCCUGUCUUCAGUAAAUGAGGGGGAAAUUAUGAGCAUUUUUUUUAUUGUUAAUUGCCAUCAAGACAAGUUUGAUGUAUGGUGACCCUGUGAUUGAGAGACCCACAAGUCACGCUGCUAUAAGAUUUUGCAAAUUCAGGGCUGCAGCUUUUUUGAUCGAGUCCAUCCAUCUGUAAAGUUAUUUCCUUCUUUUCCUACUGCCUUCUAUGGCCCCAUCUACACUGCCAUAUAA
Molecule: messenger RNA, 1014 nt
Organism: Anolis sagrei ordinatus
Lineage: Eukaryota; Metazoa; Chordata; Lepidosauria; Squamata; Anolidae
Product: palmitoyltransferase ZDHHC12-like
Biological process (GO): peptidyl-L-cysteine S-palmitoylation; protein targeting to membrane
Cellular component (GO): Golgi apparatus; endoplasmic reticulum
Molecular function (GO): protein-cysteine S-palmitoyltransferase activity
Source: RefSeq, a predicted model, not a curated record